GGCUCCCACACGCCCCCCACCGGACCAGUGAAGCGGCUGCGCCCCUUGCUUUGGACCUCGGGCCUCACUUCUCCUCCAGAUGGACCCCAAGUGCUCCUGCCCCACUGGCGGCUCCUGCAGCUGCGCUGGCUCCUGCACCUGCAAAGCCUGCAGAUGCACCUCCUGCAAGAAGAGCUGCUGCUCCUGCUGCCCCGUGGGCUGCGCCAAGUGUGCCCAGGGCUGCGUCUGCAAAGGGGCCUCGGACAAGUGCAGCUGCUGUGCCUGAUGUCGCCGAGAGCCUGCCCCGGCUGUCAACAGAGCAACCAGGACGAACCUGCAUUUUACCGAUUUUCAUACAACCGGACCUGACGCUACAUUC
Messenger RNA from Eubalaena glacialis (North Atlantic right whale), 358 nucleotides. RefSeq names its product metallothionein-1E. Gene Ontology annotation, molecular function: metal ion binding. The record is from RefSeq and is a predicted model, not a curated record. The transcript has 3 exons. Lineage: Eukaryota; Metazoa; Chordata; Mammalia; Artiodactyla; Balaenidae. Bases 80 to 265 code for a protein of 61 amino acids.